Molecule: messenger RNA, 2949 nt
Organism: Wickerhamiella sorbophila
Lineage: Eukaryota; Fungi; Ascomycota; Dipodascomycetes; Dipodascales; Trichomonascaceae
Product: Pheromone-regulated membrane protein 10
Exons: 1
Coding region: 1-2949 (982 amino acids)
Biological process (GO): transmembrane transport
Molecular function (GO): transmembrane transporter activity
Source: RefSeq, a predicted model, not a curated record
AUGAGCAAUCCUCCGGAAGAUUCUUUUAAACGAAAAAAUCCAAAAUCCGUGAGGUUUCCAGAAGGCCAAGGAAUCUCCUCAGCUCGGGAUGACCCGUCCCGGAGAUCUCUGGAUAGCAACGAUGAUCUCUCCGACACUGCGUCGGUCGAGCUUGGACCAGGAUAUUCUGGCUCAAAUGCAGCUAGUGGGUCCCAUAUGUUCCCCGUUCUUGAAGCCUCUGAUGCGAGUUCUGACGACGAGAGCAGCGACGACGAUGAGCAGACCCGCUUCAACACAUUGGCCAACCGAAACUUGCCCACAGAGCCUCAAUCUGGGUCAACGCCACAGCUCCAGAUCACGCCGCCGCCACUAGUAGACAAUAGCGCGCAAAUGUACACCGGUCUGCUAGACGUUGGGUCGCGGGUCAGCGGAGGCUUAGCACCAGGAGCGGCUGAGGUAGAGGAAGAGAACUCUACGAAGCUUGAAGAGGAAUACCGGCAGCGCCGCAACACUUUGUUACGGUCAUUGGAAAAAAAUCAAAUGGCUCACUCUAUGCCUUCGAGCCUGAACGGUUCUCCCCGCCUGGAACCACAUGAGCCUGAGCAAUUCGUUCCAGAGAUGCCACGGCCAUCUUAUAAUUCCCGAGCUCACGAGCUCAAUGAUUUUGAGCUUGAAAAGCGCUUGAAAGAACUUGAAACCGAAACUCUAGACCAGCGCCGCCUUGAGGACUAUGAAAGCGCUGUUAUACCAUACGACGAGAAAAAAUUGAGCAGAACGCCCUCUGAGGAUGGGAAGCGGGACUCAAUGGAAUCAAAGCGCACUCGCGGCAGUACUCGAAGCCGCACGUCUGCUGAAGUAGCUGCUCAGUUGUCGGAAGACGCCCGAGCGGAGGCACGUGAUUUAGCCGCCCAACUGGUCAACCAGCACGUUAAGAAAGGAGGAAACUCAGCCGAGCCUAAUGAUGCUCUCUAUGUGCCGAAUCAUAACUAUCUCAUGAAUGCUGGUCUCAUGGAUCUUGAUGUGUGCGACGAUGAUGACUCGGACGGUAUGCGUGACGAAGAUGGUCCAGAACCUCAGAUUGAAGGCGGCGAUGCCCCUUACGUCGCUCCUCCAAAGCGGGUCAAGGAAGGUGUUCUCGGUGCCUUGCUGAGACUGUACGCCGACGAGGACGACAACAAGUCCCAGACGACCCUUGUCAGUUCAGCGAACUCGCCCUCCACUUCUGGGUUUCAAUCUCCAGUUGGAUCUCCAGACCUUUCGCCUGAGUUUUCCAGAACACCCACAUCGCCGAUGUCGUUGUCCGAUGAUCAGCAACGUCCUGGUUAUUUCAGAUCGCACUCGACCGAUGAUGUUGGAACGGGCGGCUCUAAAAAGCGGCCAAAGUGGUAUAAGCACCGCAGCACACAAUCUGUGAUGUCUUUGAGCAAGUUGGCUGCAAGCUCUAUGAGCACACUUGCUCCUGCUAGUGCAGACAUGCUGCACUCGAUUGGCAAGGACAAGGAGAAAUCAAAGGCUGACAAGCAGCGAAGAGCAGCCGAAGCCCAGGCAGCUAAAGCGAAAGCUCAGGCGAAAGCUCAGGCAAAGGCGGAGGCCAAACGGCGUAAAAAGGCUCGCAUGGCCGAGCGGUACCGCAUCACUGUACAUAUCGCAGACGUCCUUCAGCGACAGCGGUUCAUUCUCCGUAUUGGCCGGGCUCUUAUGCUUUUCGGUGCGCCAUCUCAUCGACUAGAAGAAUAUUUGGUGAUGAUUGCGCGUGUUUUGGAAAUCGAUGCGCAAUUCCUCUAUAUGCCUGGCUGUAUGCUUGUUUCGUUUGGAGACGUCACUACCCAUACCUCUGAAACGAAACUUUUACGGGUUACUCAAGGUCUAAACCUCGUCAAGCUUGAUCGCACACACGCAAUCUAUAAAAAGGUCAUUCACGACGAGAUGGAUCUUGAAACGGCAGGGGAAAGUAUUGACGAGCUGCUUGCAUCCAAGCCGAUGUACAACAAGUAUCUGUCGGUGCUCUUUUUUGCCCUGGCUACAGCAAACUUUUGCGUUUUCAGUUUUGGUGGAUGGUGGUGGGAUAUUCCCAUUACUUUCUGGUUAGGCGGACUGGUUGGGUUCCUUCAGGUGUGGGUUGCGCCCCGGUCCGAUUUGUACAACAACGUGUUUGAAGUCACGUCGUCUAUUCUUGUCAGUUUUAUUGGUCGGGCUAUGGGCUCUAUAUGGCACAAUGGCGAAAGGCUGUUUUGUUUUUCGGCCAUUGUGCAAGGGUCGCUGGCGCUGAUUUUACCUGGAUAUAUCAUUCUUUGUGGCUCUUUAGAGCUCCAGAGUAAAAACCUGGUGGCCGGUAGCGUGCGGAUGUUCUAUGCCAUUAUCUAUUCAGAGUUUCUCUCGUUUGGAAUAACUCUGGGGUCUCUUAUCUACGGCUGGAUUGAUACAGGUGCGACGUCGGAAACAGUGUGCACUCGGAAGCUUGACGACAAAUGGAAAAUCCUUUUCGCACCUCUAGCACCGCUAUUUCUGGGCAUGGUGAACCAAGCAAGCUGGCGACAGCUUCCCACCAUGAUUCUCAUUUCGUCUGCCGGAUACACGGUAAUUUACUUUGUGCAGAGAGCUGUACCGUCAGCGUCCUCGUUUACAUCGGCAAUCGGAGCCUUUGUUGUCGGGAUUCUUGGAAAUUUGUACUCUCGUAUUGGCCAUGGUCUUGCGUUUGCUGCAAUGUUGCCGGGUAUUUUUGUGCUGGUGCCUAGCGGUGUCGCCUCGCAGGGGUCGCUCGUGCAGGGCAUUGUGUUGGCUAAUGAAAUUGUAUCCAACACCACGAAACACGACGGCAGCAACCAGCAGGCUCAGACCACAAACACCACUGCGCUCGGUGCUACAAUGACUUCUGUUGCUGUGGGAAUCACAGUCGGCCUGUUUGUUGCAACAUUGGUCGUCUACCCAUUGGGUUCUCGACGCAAGCGGUCGGGUCUUUUCACAUUUUAA